This is a messenger RNA of Saccharomyces paradoxus, 702 nucleotides long. RefSeq names its product DUP240 family protein (gene DFP4). The record is from RefSeq and is a predicted model, not a curated record. Bases 1 to 702 code for a protein of 233 amino acids. NCBI's taxonomy places the organism in Eukaryota, Fungi, Ascomycota, Saccharomycetes, Saccharomycetales, Saccharomycetaceae. The transcript has a single exon.
AUGAGCUCAGAAUUAUUACUAUCCGAUUCUAAAACAAGAGCAGAAGGACCAGGAAAACUGUGUGAAGCUGAGACCAUUAUCCUUCCAAGGGAUACAAGCCCCAGCAGAUGCGCCUAUUUCUUCAAACGGAAUACCAUAAUUAUCCCUUUUACUGUAAUUUAUAUUAUGGCUAUGAUAAUCUUAAUCUGCUUGGCAUCUUCUGCACACAGUAAUGGUUUGAUUAUCACCUUCAUGUUUCUAUCGAUUAUAAUUUUACCAUACAUGUUAGGCUUCUUCGUGUACUUGAACUGUGCAAAAUAUAAGUUACGCUGUCUUGAUAAUGAUUGUAAGUUCAAGUUGCUGGCGGAAGUUAUUACGCAUAAACCCAAUGUGGACAUGAGCACAUGGGACCGCAUUGCAUAUGAAAUGAACCAAUUCGUACAUGACCAUGGUAUAUGUGCAGAUAAAUCUUUUUUCUAUGAUGGUAAUUCUUGCUAUCAGGUUUUCAAAAAGUUGGUGAUUGCCCCGCCCCUUGCGAGCUCUAAUACGAAUAAUGUAAAUGCUGAUCUGGAGAUGAGAGAUAAUCGAAUAACCAACAAUAAUGAUUUUGGAAAUAGUACGUUAAAUAUGGAGUUAGGGACUUAUAUUUCUAAGGCAUUAUCCGUUUACAGGGAUUCUGUUGACAAGUACUGGGAAGAUAAGUAUCCAGAGAUCACAGUUUGA